Messenger RNA from Ipomoea nil (Japanese morning glory), 513 nucleotides. RefSeq lists its product as uncharacterized. The record is from RefSeq and is a predicted model, not a curated record. The transcript has a single exon. The coding region runs from base 1 to 513 and encodes 170 amino acids. Lineage: Eukaryota; Viridiplantae; Streptophyta; Magnoliopsida; Solanales; Convolvulaceae.
AUGUCCAGUGAGUCAUCCGAGAGGACCGUCACCGCCGCCGGUGCUGCGUCGCCGGCGACCGCCUCCAAUCCACUAUCCGGGGCACACCACUUUGUGUCCAUAAAAUUGACAAUGCGCAACUUUCCUUUUUGGAGGACUCAGUUGGUGCCAUUCCUCCGUGGCCAGGAGUUGCUGGGGUUCGUUGAUGGCGAGAUCCCGUGCCCUCCACCGCUCAUCGCUGCUAUGCCGGAAUCCGGCGAAUCCGCGACUGCCUCCGCCACCCCGACUUCGAUCCCGAAUCCUGACUACAAGGCGUGGAUCAGACAAGACCAGGCAAUCCUGUCUUUACUCAUCUCAUCCCUCUCGGAUGAGGUGAUGCACUUAGCGGUUGGCCGUUCAACAUCGCGGGAAGUGUGGGAGUCCAUCACCACGGCGCUGAGCAGCUCCACCCGAGCACGUUGUCUGAGUCUUCUCGAUCAGUUCCACCUCGGUAGAGCGCAAUUACUGGUGGAAAACAUAGCGCUAGCCGGAUGA